This is a messenger RNA of Aspergillus mulundensis, 1581 nucleotides long. Its product is annotated as putative flavin-containing amine oxidasedehydrogenase. The coding region runs from base 1 to 1581 and encodes 526 amino acids. The record is from RefSeq and is a predicted model, not a curated record. Gene Ontology annotation, molecular function: oxidoreductase activity. The transcript has 3 exons. Lineage: Eukaryota; Fungi; Ascomycota; Eurotiomycetes; Eurotiales; Aspergillaceae.
AUGGCGAAUCCCGACAGAAAACGCAUCGUCGUGAUUGGCGCCGGCGCAGCAGGAAUGUCCUGCGCCGCAACACUAGCAAAACACCCCUCCAAGUUCGACAUCACGCUCAUCGACAGCGUCUCCCAAACCGGCGGGCAGGCAACGACUCUCCCCCUGGACUCCAACAAAUACGGCGCAUCCUGGCUGAACGACGGCGUGCAAGGCGGCAGCAGCAUCUUCAAGCACACCUUCAAGUUCUUCCGGGACUACGGGUACGAGCCGCACGAGGUGAAAUUGCAAGUCGCGUUCGGGAAGGGCUCCGAUGCGUUCUUUACGAAUGUGUUCCCCAGCCCACUGGUCGAUGAGUUCCGCGCCGAGAUCAAGAAGCUAGGGCGCGUGAUGAAGGUCAUCAAGUACGCCUUGCCGAUACUGGGCGUCUUGCCGGUGAAGGUAAUCCUGAAGUUAUUUCGGUUCAGCACGGAGUUUGGCAAUCGCAUGCUCCUCCCCCUGCUGGCACUAUUCUUAGGCACAGGCAACCAAACGCCCAAUGUGAGCUGUGCGCUACUCGAGCGGCUUUUCCAGGACCCCGCCAUGAGACUGUGGGAGUAUGACUCCGAAGGCCUAAUGACGAAUCUCCCGACCAUGUGUACAUUUCCGAAUCUAGGCGAAUUUUACGAGACGUGGAAGAACGAUCUCGAGAUCAAGGGCGUGCGGAUCCAUCUGAACACCGAGAUCGAGAUCCUGCAUCGAGACCACGACGGCGUCGUACUCAGCCUACACACACCAGACGGCGAGAAAAAAGAAGCAUUCGACACGAUGGUGCUCUGCACGCCCGCCGACGAGUCCCUUCGACUCCUGGGCCGCAACGCCAACUGGAAAGAGCGCUGGGUGCUGGGCGGCGUGAAGUUCUUCGACGAUGUGACUGUCACACAUACCGACGCCACCUACUUCAACAGCAUAUUCGAGACGCGCGUCCGCGAUUCCCUCGUCUCAACGGCCCCUUCAUCCUCAGUAUCACCGGAAACCGCAUCAAAGCGCCAAGAGCAACUCUCCUUCGCGACGAAACCGUCCACAUGCGAGAAAGACGGCUGGACGGGCUUCAACCCGAUGUACUACACGCACAGCUACGCAACCGAGCAGGAUAAGAUCGAGAUGGGCUUCGACUGCUCCAACUACCAGCACCAGUUCCGGCAGGCCGUGGGCGUGGGAAAUCCUCCGCUCCCAGACGAGCAGCAUAUCUACCAAACCAUCUUCCUGGAUAAAAGCCGCCAGGACCUCUGGACGUGGGAGGAUAUCGACGAGACCAAGAUCCUGGGCAAGAAGUGGUGGCACCAGUUUGGGCACCGGUGGCAGCAUUAUGCGCGCGUUGUGCCGGGGAUGAUGUUUGCUAAUAGUUUGGCGAAUAAGACGCUUUUUGCGGGGGCUUGGACGAUGGUGAAUAUGCACGAGAUCGCGUGUAUCUCGGGUAUAGCGGCGGCGUAUAGGCUCGGCGCGAGCUACGAUCAUUUCGACGACUUCGCGCAGGAGGUCUUCGCGAAGUAUUUGCUUGUUUGUCAUGGGGUGAGGUAUAAGGGGGAGUCGGGGGAUAAGAAGCGUGUUUGA